AUGGCGUCUAGCGGCGGCUCUACGGAGCCCGGCUGGGAAGUAGCCGUGAGGCCGCUGCUGUCCGCCUCCUACUCGGCGUUUGAUAUGAAGGAGCUGCCGCAGCUCGUAGGCUCCGUCAUAGAGAGCGAGUCUGAGAUUUUGCACCACGACAAGCAGUACGAACCCUUCUACUCCUCGUUUGUUGCUCUGGCCACGCACUACAUCACCACCGUCUGCAGCCAGAUUCCCAGGAAUCAGCUGCAAUCGGUCGCGGCCGCCUGCAAAGUCCUGCUGGAGUUUUGUCUCCUGCGGCUGGAAAGUCCGGACGAGGCGUGCGCCGUGUCUCAGAAGCACCUAAUCCUCCUGAUUAAAGGGCUGUGCACCGGCAGCAGCCGACUGGACCGGACUGAGAUAAUUACUUUUACAGCAAUGAUGAAGUCGUCUAAACUGCCACAGACAGUACAGACCCUCUCUGACGUGGAGGAUCAGAAAGAGAUUGCGAGCUUGCUAAGUCCUGAGUUGCGCCAGAAAGAGGUGCAGAUGAAUUUCCUUAAUCAGCUGAUGUCUGUUUUUAACCCCAAGAGUGGCACUUUGCCCCCCACUGCAUCGCAUACACAGACGGAGAGCGAAGCAGACGAUGCUACGUCGGAUCAGGCGUCCGCUGCCAAGACCAAGAACGUAUUUGUAGCCCAGAACGUUUCCACCCUCCAAGAAUUGGGUGGAUCGGAAAAGCUCCUCAGAGUCUGUUUAAACCUCCCCUACUUCCUACGAUACAUAAACCGGUUUCAAGACGCUGUUUCAGCCAAUUCUUUCUUCAUAAUGCCGGCUACGGUGGGGGAUGCGACAGCCGUGCGCAAUGGGUUCCAUUCUCUUGUGAUUGAUGUGACUAUGGCUCUGGACACCCUGUCCCUGCCUGUGAUGGAACCGCUGACGCCUCCUCGUCUGAAGGAUGUGACGCUCCUGGCCCUUAGCUGUUUGUACGCAGGUGUGAGCGUGGCCACGUGCAUGGCUAUCCUCCAUGUGGGCAGCCCCCAACAGGUCCGGACAGGGUCCACAAGUUGCAAAGAGGAGGAUUACGAGAAUGAUGCAGCCACCAUUGUACAGAAAUGUCUGGAGAUCUAUGAAAUGAUCGGGCAGGCGAUUAACAGCUCCAGGCGAGCCGGAGGAGAGCACUACCAGAACUUCCAGCUCCUGGGAGCCUGGUGCUUGGUGAACAGUCUCUACCUGAUUCUGAACCUCAGCCCCACUGCGCUGGCGGAUAAGGGGAAGGAGAAAGACCCCCUGGCCGCUCUGCGAGUCCGUGACAUCACCCGGGCCAAGGAUGCCGUUGGCUCCCCUAAGCUGGGUCCGAUUAAAGGACACCAGGGUUUUGGGGUUCUGUCCGUGGUGCUGGCAAACCAUGCUAUUAAGCUACUGACAUCCUUAUUCCAAGACCUGCAGGUUGAAACUCUCCACAAGCAGGCCUGGGACUCAGACGGACCCCUCGCAGAGCUGAAUAUCACGGCUCAGAGCACAUCUAUUCAGAGAAUCCAGCGACUCACAGACUCCAUCCCGUUGACUAAUCUGCUGUUCAUCGUUUUAUCGACAUCAUACCGCAAGGCUUGCAUCUUGCAGCGUCAGAGAAAGGGAUCCAUGAGCAGUGAUGCCAGCGCCUCCACGGACUCAAACACUUACUAUGAAGAUGAUUUUAGCAGUACAGAGGAAGACAGCAGUCAAGAUGAUGAUAGCGAACCAAUCCUCGGGCAGUGGUUUGAAGAAACCAUUUCUCCCAGUAAAGAGAAGUCUGUUCCUCCACCGCCACCACCCCCACCGCCUCUGGAGAGCUCCCCGAGGCCAAAGAGCCCCAGCAAGCAGAACAACGGGGAAAAUGGCAACAUCUUGGCCAGUCGCAAGGACCCUGAACUGUUCCUUAGUCUGGCUUCCAGUACGCUGAAUUUUAUCACCGGCUGCAUGCUGAACUCUCGCAGUAACUUUAUCCGGAACUACUUGAGCGUGUCUUUAACCGAGCAGCACAUGGCCACGCUGGCCAGCAUCAUAAAGGACGUGGAUAAGGAUGGCCUGAAAGGUUCCUCGGAUGAAGACUUCGCGGUCGCUCUCUAUCAGUUUAACCACUGCCUGGUGACGUCUGACCUCCAGUCUCCUAUGAUGCAGAGCGCUCUUCUUCAGCACUUGGGAGUGGCUCCAAUGAGCGAGGGUCCGUGGCCCCUGUACAUCCACCCUCAGUCUCUGUCUGUCCUCUCGCGCCUGUUACUGCUCUGGCAGCACAAGGCAAGCUCCCAGGGAGAGCCGGACGUGCCUGAAUGUCUGCGAGUCUGGGAGAGGUUUGUGGCGACGCUAAAACAGAAUGCAUUGCAGGGAAUGCUCCCCGGUGACACAGAAGAUGUGAAUGUGGAUCACCUUCAGCUCCUUCUGCUGAUUUUCCACAAUCUGUCGGAACGAGGGCGUCACUCGGUCCUGUUACUGUGCGUUCAGACACUGCAGGAGCUGGCCGCCAACCUAGAGAGUCAGCUGUCCGCCGUGCCGCUGCUACUGGCAAGACUGCUGCUAGUGUUCGACUAUCUACUGCAUCAGUACUCCAAGCCUCCUCUCUAUCUCUUCGAGCAGGUGCAAUAUAAUCUUCUCACUCCUCCGCUGGGCUCUGGAGCAUCAAUGGAUGGGACCGGUCGUACCUCCGCUUCAUACUACGGGUUUAAAGAGGUGGAAGAAAACUGGACAAAGCACUGCUCGAGUGAUGCUCCUCCACCUCCUCGAUUUUACAGCGUUCUCUCUCAGGAGGCCUCUGAAGAUGAUCUUCACCGGCUGGACAGCGCAGUGUGCGAAGACCUGUUCUCCCGAUCCUUGAAAUACGAUGACUUGUAUUUUGCACUCAUUUCCUUACUGGCUGCGGGAUCUCAGUUCGACACUCUCCGGAGAAGCGAAAGCAAGAAUGUAACCCCUUUGGAGGCCUGUGCCCUGCAGUAUCACUUCCUUAUACUGUGGAGGAUUCUGGGAAUAUUGCCUCCUUCCAAAAGCUACAUGAAGCAGCUGUCUGCAAACGGGUCAUCCUCCAGCGAAUGCGAAAUCCUGCACACCCUGCGCUGGGCUUCUCGCCUGCGGGUCCCGUCGUACCAGCAGUGGAUCACGGAUCACCUAGUGAAACAAGGAAUGAAACCGGAGCAAGCUGCGUCUCUAACGGAGCAAACGUCGACCAAAUGCAAUUCUUUGAAGUAUGACGUGGAAGUGGCAGAGGAGUACAUCGCCAAACAGAUCUCCACUUACUGCAGCACCAGCGGGUACACGUUUGAGCAGCUCCGCCAGGGGCCCAGCUUGCAGUGCAUUUAUGCGCUCGAUGCAAUGAUUUGCAAGGUGCAGGUGUCUCUGGAUGAGCACUUUUCCAAGUUGUCGACAGAGACUGACCCACACGCGUCCUCCCAAGUGGCCAAGAACCUUCUACCCGCUGCUCUGCAGCUUCUGGACCUGUACGCCACCUUGACACGCUGCUACCUACUUCAGAGCCUGCCACAGGAGAAUGGGCACGAUGAGAAGAAGCUGCAAGGCUAUGCGGCCGUGUUGGCGAUCGGCUCUGCCCGCUGCAAGGCAAACACACUGGGCCCGGUCUUGGUACAGAACCUCCCUACGGCUUUGCAGACCUUGUGCGAGUCUUGGAACAACAUUCACACCAAUGAGUUCCCCAGCAUCGGAUCGUGGCGCAAUGCUUUUGCCAAUGACACAAUCCCCUCGGAAAGCUAUAUUGGAGCGGUUCAAGCGGCUCACCUGGGAACCCUGUGCAGCGCCAGCCUGUCUCUUGCAGCUUCCCUCAAACACGUUCUCCUCUCCCUCGUCCGACUCACUGGAGAUCUCAUAGUAUGGUACCCCGAGGAGCAGAACUCCCGUCAGCUGAUACAGUCCCUGCUGCCCCUGCUCCUGGAGAGCUGCACGGAGAGCGUGGCUGAGCUGUGCAGCACUUCACUGGAGAGGGUCCUUGGCCCUGCUGAGUCGGACGAGUUCCUUUCACGGGUCUACGAGAAACUGAUCACAGGAUGCUACAAUAUCCUGGCCAAUCACUCUGACCCGUCCAGUGGGUUAGACGAGUCUAUUUUGGAAGAGUGUCUGCAGUAUCUGGAGAAGCAGCUAGAAAGCAGCCAGACCCGCAAGGUGAUGGAGGAGUUCUUCACGGAGAGAGGUGAACUGGUGCAGAUAAUGAUGGCGACCGCCAAUGAGGCACUCUCAGCCAAGUUCUGUAACAGAGUUCUCAAGUUCUUCACCAAACUUUUCCAACUCACUGAAAAAAGCCCGAACCCCAGUCUGCUGCAUCUUUGUGGUACGCUAGCUCAGCUAGCCUGCGUUGAACCUGCGCAGUUACAGUCGUGGCUCGUACGAAUGACGACUUCUCCUCCCAAGGACUCUGAUCAGUCAGAGAUUGUCCAGGAGAACCGGCAGCUCCUGCAGCUGCUCACGGCUUAUAUCGUGCGAGAGAACAGCCAAGUAGGAGAAGGUGUGUGCACAGUGCUUCUCAGCACCCUCAUUCCUAUGGCCACUGACCUUCUUUCCAACGGCGACGGGACAGGUUUCCCUGAACUUAUGGUGGUGAUGGCUACUUUGGCGAGUGCUGGACAAGGUGCUGGACACCUUCAGCUUCAUAGAGCGGCUUUGGACUGGUUAUCCAGAUGUAAGAAGUAUCUCUCCCAGAAGAAUGUUGUAGAGAAAAUGAACAAUAAUGUAAUGCAAGGCAAGCAUGUGACAAUCCUGGAGUGCACCUGCCACAUAGUGACAUACCUGGCGGAUGUAACUAAUGCCUUGAGCCACAAUUCGGGUCAGGGGCACAGCCAUCCUUCUGUGGACGGGGAGGAGAGGGGCAUAGAGAUGGAUUCGGACUGGGUGGAGGAGCUGGCGGUGGAAGAGGACGAUUCUCAGGCUGAAGAUUCGGAUGAAGAUUCACUUUGUAAUAAGCUGUGUACGUUCACCAUCACACAGAAGGAGUUCAUGAAUCAGCACUGGUACCACUGCCACACCUGCAAGAUGGUGGACGGAGUUGGAGUGUGCACCGUGUGCGCCAAGGUUUGCCACAAAGACCACGAGAUCUCCUACGCGAAGUACGGCUCUUUCUUCUGUGACUGUGGAGCCAAAGAAGACGGCAGCUGUAUGGCUCUGGUUAAGAGAACGCCCAGCAGCGGCAUGAGCUCCACCAUGAAGGAGUCUGCCUUCCAGAGCGAGCCUCGUCUUCCGGAGAGUGCCAUCCGGCACCCGGGCUCCGCUCUCACCGAAAAGGGCAAGGUCACCAUCAGCGACGGCAAAGGGGAUGACGAGAAGCCAAAGAGGAGCAGUUUGUGUCGAAACAUCGAGGGCUGCAGAGAAGAGCUCGUUUGUCAGGCCAACGUCUCUUUUGCACCUCUGGUUUUGGACAUGCUCAAUUUCUUGAUGGGCGCCAUCAGGAAUAACUUCCAGCAGGCGUCCGCCGUGGGAAGCAGCAGCAGAGCUCAGCAGGCUCUCGAUCAGCUCCACUCUCUGGAGAAGAGUGUGGAAAUGACAGACCAGCUGAUGGUUCCCACACUGGGUUCUCAGGAAGGAGCUUUCGAGAACGUGAGAAUGAAUUACAGCGGUGACCAGGGUCAGACCAUCCGCCAGCUGAUCAGCGCGCACGUGUUACGCCGGGUCGCUAUGUGCGUGUUGUCUUCUCCUCAUGGACGUAGGCAACAUCUCGCUGUCAGUCAUGAGAAGGGGAAGAUUACCGUAUUGCAGCUUUCUGCACUCUUAAAACAAGCCGAUUCCAGCAAGCGGAAACUGACCCUGACGCGUCUGGCUUCUGCCCCUGUACCGUUCACGGUUCUCAGUUUGACAGGUAACCCCUGCAAGGAGGACUAUCUGGCAGUGUGUGGGUUAAAGGAUUGUCACGUCCUCACGUUCAGCAGCUCAGGGUCAGUGUCUGAUCAUCUGGUGCUUCACCCUCAGUUGGCUACUGGAAACUUUAUCAUUAAAGCAGUGUGGCUACCAGGCUCCCAAACCGAACUGGCCAUCGUUACAGCGGACUUUGUGAAGGUUUACGACUUGUCUGCGGACGCUCUGAGUCCCACAUUUUACUUCCUGCUUCCGAGCUCUAAAAUCCGCGACGUCACUUUCCUUUUUAACGAGGAGGGGAAGAAUAUCAUUGUGAUCAUGUCUUCCGCGGGCUACAUUUACACCCAGCUCAUGGAGGAGGCCAGCAGCGCCAAACAUGGCCCUUUUUAUGUCACCAACGUCUUGGAGGUCACCCACGAAGACCUGAAGGAUAGUAACGGGCAGGUUGCCGGUGGCGGGGUGUCUGUGUAUUACUCCCACGUGUUACAGAUGCUCUUCUUCAGCUACUGCCAAGGAAAGUCCUUUGCUGCCACCAUGAACCGGUCUUCUCUGGAGAUACUGCGCCUUUUCCCUAUCAAUCUAAAAGGUACAAAUGGAGGCAGUAAGUCCUCCCCAGCACUUUGUCAGUGGUCAGAAGUCAUGAACCACCCAGGUUUGGUGUGUUGUGUCCAGCAGACCACAGGGAUACCUCUCGUGGUCAUGAUAAAGCCAGACAGCUUCCUUAUCCAGGAGAUCAAAACCUUGCCGGCCAAAGCCAAAAUCCAAGAUAUGGUAGCCAUUCGGCACACGGCUAGCAACGACCAGCAGAGAACCACCAUGAUUCUUCUGUGCGAGGAUGGGAGUUUGCGCAUCUAUAUGGCCAGCGUGGAGAAUACAUCGUACUGGCUGCAGCCUUCCCUGCAACCCAGCAGUAGCAUCAGCAUCAUGAAGCCAGUGCGCAAACGCAAGCCGGCCACCGUCCUGACUCGAGCGUCCAGCCAAGUGACCUUCCCCAUCGACUUUUUCGAGCAUAAUCAGCAGCUGACGGACGUGGAGUACGGAGGGAACGACCUCCUGCAGUUGUAUAACGCCCAGCAGAUAAAACACCGGCUCAAUUCCACGGGAAUGUACGUCGCCAACACAAAGCCUGGAGGAUUCACGGUCGAAGUUUUGAACAACAACAGCACGAUGGUGAUGACCGGGAUGCGGCUUCAGAUUGGCACGCAAGCCAUCGAGCGGGCGCCAUCUUACAUCGAAAUGUUUGGCCGCACCAUGCAGCUGAAUCUCAGCAGAGCCCGGUGGUUUGACUUCCCUUUCACUCGGGAAGAAGCUCUACAAGCGGACAAAAAGCUCACAUUAUUCUUUGGUGCUUCUGUAGACCCAGCCGGUGUUACCAUGAUAGAUGCCAUCAAGAUAUACGGGAAGACUAAAGAACAGUUUGGCUGGCCGGACGAACCGCCCGAGGACUUCCCAUCGGCCUCUGUGAGCAGUGUGUGCCCUCCAAACCUGAACCAAGGGAAUGGUUCCCCUGAUGGGGAGACUGCCACCCCACCCUCCACUAACGGCACAGUCAUAGAGAGUUCUGACCCAGAGCCUUUAACGAUCAUGGACCGACUUGUGGGAAGUUCGCUGGAAGCUCUGGAAAGCUGCUUUGGCUUUGGACUGGUGUCUGACAAGGAGAAGACCAAGGCGUCUGCUCUGGAACUGGCCACCGUCCUGCUUUCUAUGCCAACUCCUUGUAGCGUCCAGCUACAAACCAAGAGCCUGCUAGCCAGUCUGCACAGCAGCCGAUCGGCCUACCACAACCACAAGGAUCAGGCGUUGUUGAGUAAUGCCGUACAGUGCCUGAGCGCCUGCGCCAAGGAGGGGAAAGACCUGGAUCCAGAGGUGUUCCAGAGGCUGGUAGUCACUGCUCGCUCCAUCGCUAUAAUGCGACCCAACAACCUGGUCCAUUACACGGAGUCCAAGCUGCCUGCAGGAGAUACAGAGAGCGGCGGGGAUCAGAAGGAAGCCGUGCAAUCCGCAGACGGGGAAGAGACCUUCACGUUCAUCACGCAGCUGGUCAACCAGUUCUGGAAACUUCAUGCAUCGAAGCCCAAAAAUGCUUUCCUGGCCCCUGCCUGUCUGCCAGGACUCACACACGUGGAAGCCACAGUGAACGCCCUUGUGGACAUUAUCCACGGGUACUGCACGUGUGAGUUGGACUGCAUCAACCUCGCCUCCAAGUUCUACAUGCAGAUGCUGCUGUGUCCGGACCCUUUCGUGAGUUUCUCCUGCAAGCAAGCGCUGAUUCGCGUACUGCGGCCUCGGAAUAAACGCCGUCAUGUGACUCUCCCUUCGUCUCCCCGCAGCAACACCCCUAUAGGUUGGAGAUCUUGGUAUCCUUCAGGUGUGGCUGUAAUUAGGAUGCCUUCGUCAUACAAGGACCUCUAUAACCGUGACAAAGACGAUGACGACGACGAUGAGGCUGAAGAUAAGAUGCAAAGCGUCGGUAUCUCUAACGGAGACCACGUGCGGCAGCAGAGCCAGGAACAGAACGAAGUGGAUCACGGAGACUUUGAGAUGGUGGCUAAUGAAAGAUUGCAGAGCAGAGUAACUGCUGGUUUCCCUGUCGUCUAUCAGUCAGAGUCUAUGGUGCUGGAGAGCUCGGACAGCGUGAAUAACGGAAACCCGUCGCCUUUGGAGGCUCUUCUCGCUGGGGCCGAGGGCUUUCCUCCCAUGCUGGACAUCCCUCCGGAUGCAGAUGAUGAGACCAUGGUGGAGUUGGCCAUCGCUCUCAGUCUCCAGCAAGAUCAGCAAGGGAGCAGCAGCAGCGCCCUGGCGUUACAGAGCCUCGGCCUGUCGGGGCAAGCGCCGAGCUCCUCGUCCCUCGAUGCUGGGACUCUGUCUGACACUACUGCAUCAGCUCCAGCAUCGGAUGACGAAGGUAGCACCGCAGCGACCGAUGGCUCAACCCUGCGAACCUCGCCAGCGGAUCACGGGGGAAGCGUGGGCUCGGAGAGCGGCGGCAGUGCCGUGGACUCGGUAGCCGGUGAGCAUAGUGUUUCAGGACGGAGCAGCGCUUAUGGCGAUACCACGGUCGAGGGGCAUCCUCCUGGUCCGAGCAGCAUCGGUUCUAGCACCGGGGCGAUCAGCACGGCCACCGGACACCAUGAGGGCGAGGGAUCUGAGGGAGAAGGGGAGACAGAAGGGGAUGCACACACCAGCAAUAGGCUUCACAUGCUGCGUCUCGUGCUGCUGGAGCGCCUGCUUCAAUCUCUGCAUAAUCUCCGAGGCGUGGGGGGCGUUCGUGCCAUUCCAUACAUGCAGGUGGUGCUGAUGCUGACCGCCGAUCUGGAUGGUGAAGAUGAGAAGGAUAAAGGCGCUCUGGACAGCCUCUUGUCCCAACUGAUCACAGAACUAGGUCUUGAUAAAAAGGAUGUAUCAAAGAAGAAUGAGAGGACGCCUCUGAAUGAGGUCCACCUAGUAAUCAUGAGGCUUCUCAGUGUAUUCAUGUCCCGGACAAAGUCUGGCUCCAAAUCGUCCAUUUGUGAGUCAUCUUCACUGAUUUCCAGCGCGACUGCCACGGCCCUGCUGAGCUCAGGGGCGGUGGAUUACUGCCUUCAUGUACUGAAGUCUCUCCUUGAAUACUGGAAGAGCCAGCAGAGUGACGAGGAGCCGGUGGCUGCCAGUCAGCUCCUAAAACCGCAUACCACCUCUUCCCCUCCUGAUAUGAGCCCGUUCUUCUUGAGGCAGUACGUCAAGGGCCAUGCUGCCGAUGUCUUCCAGGCAUAUACACAGCUACUGACGGAGAUGGUUCUGCGUCUGCCUUACCAGAUAAAGAAAAUCGCAGACAGCAACUCGCGAAUUCCACCGCCCGUAUUUGACCAUUCCUGGUUUUACUUCCUGUCCGAGUACUUGAUGAUCCAGCAGACGCCAUUUGUUCGCCGCCAAGUCCGGAAGCUCCUGCUGUUCAUCUGCGGCUCCAAAGAGAAAUAUCGGCAGCUCCGUGACUUGCACACCCUUGACUCGCACGUCAGGGGAAUUAAGAAACUGCUGGAGGAACAUGGCAUCUUCUUGCGUGCCAGUGUGGUCACCGCCAGCUCCGGGUCCGCUCUGCAGUACGACACGCUGAUUAACCUGAUGGAGCACCUCAAAGCCUGCGCAGAAAUCGCCUCUCAACGGACCGUAAACUGGCAGAAAUUCUGUGUUAAAGACGACUCUGUCCUGUACUUCCUUUUACAAGUCAGCUUCUUGGUUGACGAAGGCGUCUCCCCGGUUCUUCUUCAGCUCCUCUCCUGCGCUCUUUGCGGCAGUAAGGUCCUUUCGGCAUCUUCGGGCUCGGGGCAGUCCGUCUCCGGCUCUGGGCAGUCGGGUUCGCAGUCCAAGUCUUCUACCAAAAAAAGCAAAAAAGAGGAAAAGGACAAGGAUAAAGACGGCGAAAGCGCGAACAGCCAGGAGGAGCAGCUCUGCACGGCGCUGGUGAACCAGCUGAAUAAGUUUGCAGACAAGGAGACUUUGAUUCAGUUCCUGCGAUGCUUCCUUCUGGAGUCCAACUCCUCGUCUGUCCGCUGGCAGGCUCACUGCUUAGCCCUGCACAUCUACAGGAAUUCUAACAAGUCCCAGCAGGAGUUGCUCCUAGACCUCAUGUGGUCCAUUUGGCCCGAGCUUCCCGCGUACGGACGCAAAGCCGCACAGUUUGUCGACCUCCUGGGAUACUUUUCGCUCAAAACUCCACAGACCGAGAAAAAGUUUAAAGAAUAUUCCCAAAAGGCUGUUGAAAUCCUGCGGACCCAAAACCACAUACUGACCAACCACCCCAACUCCAACAUCUACAACACGCUGUCUGGCUUGGUGGAGUUUGAUGGAUAUUAUCUGGAAAGUGACCCCUGCCUGGUCUGCAAUAACCCCGAAGUCCCGCUGUGUAACAUCAAGCUGUCCUCUAUUAAGGUGGACACGCGCUACACAACCACGCAGCAGGUAGUGAAACUGAUCGGCAGCCACACGAUCAGCAAAGUCACCGUGAAGAUCGGGGACCUGAAACGCACAAAGAUGGUCCGCACUAUUAAUUUGUACUACAACAACCGCACCGUGCAGGCUAUUGUCGAGCUUAAAAACAAGCCAGCUCGGUGGCACAAAGCCAAGAAAGUCCAGCUAACUCCUGGACAAACGGAGGUGAAGAUCGAUCUUCCUUUGCCCAUAGUCGCCUCAAACUUAAUGAUUGAGUUUGCCGACUUCUACGAGAACUACCAGGCUUCCUCGGAAACGUUGCAGUGCCCGCGGUGCAGCGCGUCGGUGCCCGCUAACCCUGGAGUGUGCGGCAACUGCGGCGAGAAUGUGUACCAGUGCCAUAAGUGCAGAUCCAUUAACUACGAUGAGAAAGAUCCCUUCCUCUGUAACGCUUGUGGGUUCUGCAAGUACGCCCGCUUUGAUUUCAUGCUGUACGCCCGGCCCUGCUGCGCCGUCGAUCCCAUUGAAAAUGAAGAGGACCGUAAGAAAGCUGUUACCAAUAUCAACACGCUGCUGGACAAAGCUGACCGUGUCUACCACCAGCUAAUGGGUCACCGGCCCCAGCUGGAGAGCCUGCUGUGUAAAGUGAACGAGGCCGCCCCAGAGAAGCCCCAGGAUGACUCUGCCAACCCCGGCGGAAUAAGCUCGUCGUCGGCCAGCGUGAACAGAUAUAUCCUGCAGCUGGCUCAGGAGUACUGCGGAGACUGCAAAAACUCCUUCGAUGAGCUCUCCAAAAUCAUCCAGAAAGUCUUUGCCUCCCGGAAGGAGCUCCUGGAAUACGAUCUGCAGCAGAGAGAAGCCGCCACCAGAUCUUCCCGUAGCAGCACCCAGCCGACGUUCACCGCCAGCCAGUACCGAGCGCUGUCCGUGCUGGGAUGCGGCCAUACCUCCUCCACCAAGUGCUACGGCUGCGCCUCCGCCGUCACCGAGCACUGCAUCACGCUCCUGCGCGCUCUGGCCACCAACGGCACCAUCCGACACAUUUUAGUGUCCCAGGGGCUCAUCCGAGAACUGUUUGAUUAUAACCUGCGCCGCGGGCCGGCAGCCAUGCGCGACGAGGUGCGACAGGUCAUGUGCCUCUUGACCAGGGACAAUCCCGAGGCCACGCAGCAGAUGAACGAUCUGAUCAUCGGGAAAGUGUCAACGGCGCUAAAAGGACACUGGGCCAACCCGGACUUGGCCAGCGGACUCCAGUACGAGAUGCUGCUUCUCACGGAUUCCAUAUCAAAAGAAGAUGUCUGCUGGGAGCUUCGGCUGCGCUGCGCUCUCAGCCUUUUCCUGAUGGCCGUAAACAUUAAAACCCCGGUAGUCGUGGAGAACAUCACUCUAAUGUGCCUGCGAAUCCUGCAGAAACUAAUCAAGCCCCCGUCGCCUACAAGCAAGAAGAACAAGGAUGUCCCCGUGGAAUCGCUCACCACAGUAAAGCCAUACAGCAAUGAGAUACAUGCGCAGGCACAGCUCUGGCUCAAGAGAGAUCACAAGGCGUCGUACGAGGCUUGGAAGAAGUGCCUUCCUGCCCGGGUGGCCGGUGCAGACGGCAGCGGAAAGACCCCCAGUAAAGGCGAAAUGAGGCAGAUGUACCUACAGGAGAAGUAUGUUUGGAAAUGGAAGCAGUUCAUGAGCAAAAAAGGCAAGAGAACAAGUCCUCUGGACCUCAAACUUGGACACAACAACUGGCUGAGACAGGUGUUGUUCACUCCAGCUACCCAAGCUGCGCGCCAGGCCGCUUGCACCAUCGUUGAGGCUUUGGCCACCAUCCCGAGCCGUAGACAGCAGGUCCUGGAUCUACUCACCAGCUAUUUGGAUGAGCUGAGUGUCGCCGGAGAGUGCGCCGCCGAAUAUCUGGCUUUGUAUCAGAAACUCAUCAAGCCGGCCCACUGGAAGGUCUACCUCGCCGCUAGAGGGGUCUUACCGUACGUCGGGAACCUGAUCACCAAGGAGAUCGCCCGGUUACUCGCUCUGGAGGAGGCGACCCUCAGUACCGAUCUCCAGCAGGGCUAUGCCUUGAAAAGCCUAACCGGUCUUCUGUCUUCGUUUGUGGAAGUGGAGUCCAUCAAACGUCACUUCAAGAGCCGGCUGGUGGGAACUGUGCUGAACGGCUACCUCUGUCUCAGAAAGCUGGUCGUUCAGAGAACCAAACUGAUCGAUGAAACGCAGGACAUGCUUCUGGAGAUGCUGGAGGACAUGACCACAGGCACAGAAUCGGAAACCAAAGCCUUCAUGGCGGUCUGUAUCGAGACGGCCAAACGCUACAACCUCGACGACUACAGGACACCGGUGUUUAUUUUCGAAAGGCUCUGCAGCAUCAUUUACCCUGAGGAGAAUGAAGUGACCGAGUUCUUUGUGACGCUGGAAAAGGAUCCGCAGCAGGAAGACUUUCUCCAAGGACGGAUGCCCGGGAACCCGUACAGCAGCAACGAGCCCGGCAUCGGCCCCCUGAUGAGGGAUAUAAAGAAUAAGAUUUGCCAAGACUGUGACCUGGUGGCCCUGUUAGAAGAUGACAGCGGGAUGGAGCUCCUGGUGAACAAUAAGAUCAUUAGCUUGGACCUGCCGGUGGCUGAAGUUUACAAGAAGGUUUGGUGUCCCACCAACGAGGGCGAGCCCAUGAGAAUCAUUUAUCGCAUGCGGGGUCUGCUGGGGGACGCGACAGAAGAAUUCAUCGAAUCUUUGGACUCGACGACAGAUGAAGAGGAGGAUGAGGAGGAGGUGUACAAGAUGGCCGGGGUUAUGGCUCAGUGCGGUGGUCUGGAGUGUAUGUUGAAUCGUCUGACGGGUAUCAAGGACUUUAAGCAGGGUCGCCACCUUCUGACAGUCCUCCUCAAACUGUUCAGUUACUGCGUGAAGGUGAAGGUGAACCGCCAGCAGCUGGUAAAGCCUGAAAUGAACACUCUGAAUGUCAUGCUGGGAACCCUGAAUCUGGCUUUGGUGGCCGAGCAGGAGAGUAAGGACAGCGGAGGAGCCGCAGUGGCUGAGCAGGUCCUGAGUAUCAUGGAGAUCAUCCUGGAUGAAUCUAACGCCGAGCCGCUGAGCGAGGACAAGGGCAAUCUGUUACUGACCGGGGACAAGGAUCAGCUGGUGAUGCUGCUGGAUCAGAUUAACAGCACCUUCGUGAGAUCCAACCCCAGCGUUCUGCAGGGCCUGCUGCGCAUCAUCCCGUACCUGUCGUUCGGCGAGACGGAGAAGAUGCAGAUCCUCGUGGAGCGCUUUAAGCCGUACUGCACGUUCGAUAAGUAUGACGACGAGCACAGCGCCGACGACAAAGUCUUCUUGGACUGUUUCUGUAAAAUCGCCGCCGGCAUUAAGAAUAACAGCAACGGGCACCAGCUGAAAGACCUCAUCCUGCAGAAGGGGAUCACGCAGAACGCGCUGGACUACAUGAAGAAGCACAUCCCCAGCGCCAAGAACCUGGAUGCCGACAUCUGGAAGAAGUUUUUAUCCCGACCCGCCUUACCCUUCAUUCUGAGACUUCUGCGGGGGUUGGCAAUACAGCACCCUCCUACGCAGGCUUUGAUCGGUACGGACUCCAUCACAAACCUGCACAAGCUGGAGCAGGUAUCCAGCGACGAGGGAAUCGGGACGCUGGCGGAGAACCUUCUGGAGGCUUUGAGAGAACAUCCGGAAGUCAACAAGAAAAUCGAUGCAGCGAGAAAGGAGACGCGGGCCGAGAAGAAGCGCAUGGCCAUGGCGAUGAGGCAGAAGGCCUUGGGCACUUUAGGCAUGACUACCAACGAGAAGGGGCAGGUGGUGACCAAGACGGCUCUCCUGAAGCAGAUGGAGGAGCUGAUCGAGGAGCCCGGCCUCACCUGCUGCAUUUGCAGAGAAGGAUACAAGUUCCAGCCCACCAAAGUGCUCGGCAUUUACACCUUUACCAAGCGAGUGCCCCUCGAGGAGUCCGAGAAUAAACCCCGCAAGCAGCAGGGCUACAGCACGGUGUCUCACUUCAACAUCGUGCAUUACGACUGUCACCUAGCGGCCGUCAGGUUGGCCCGAGGACGUGAAGAGUGGGAGAGCGCCGCCCUGCAGAACGCCAACACAAAGUGCAACGGUCUGCUUCCCGUGUGGGGGCCGCACGUGCCCGAAUCCGCGUUCGCGACCUGCUUAGCCCGGCAUAACACGUACCUGCAGGAAUGCACCGGCCAGAGAGAACCCACCUACCAGCUCAACAUCCACGACCUGAAGCUGCUCUUCCUGCGCUUCGCUAUGGAGCAGUCAUUCAGCGCCGACACGGGCGGUGGGGGCCGGGAGAGCAACGUGCACCUUAUUCCGUACAUUAUUCACACCGUGCUUUACGUCCUCAACACGACUCGGGCGAUAUCGCGGGAGGAGAAAAACGUUCAGAGUUUUCUAGAGCAGCCCAAAGAAAAGUGGGUGGAAGGCGCCUUCGAGGUGGACGGACCCCAUUAUUACACGGCUCUGGCGCUUCAUCUCCUGCCCACGGAAAGAUGGAAAAGCAUCCGGGUCGAGGUGCUCAGAAGGCUCCUUGUCGUUAGCCACGCGAGAGCCGUGUCACCCGGCGGGGCAAACAGGCUGGCAGAUAAAGCCGCAAAGGAUUACUCCGUUUACCGCUCCAGCCUGCUCUUCUGGGCCCUGGUGGACCUCAUUUACAACAUGUUUAAGAAAGUACCGGCGAGUAACACGGAGGGCGGCUGGUCGUACACGCUGGCGGACUACGUGCGGCUGAACGACAUGCCCAUCUACGAGGCGGCAGACAAGGCCCUGAAGACCUUCCAGGACGAGUUCAUGCCGGUCGAGUCCUUCUCCGAGUUCGUGGACGUGGCAGGGCUUUUGUCCGAAAUCAGCGACCCUGACGGCUUCCUCAAGGAUCUUCUGAACUCGAUCCCCUGAGCGGCAGCCAAACGGAUCCUGCUUUUAGUCUGUGGACUCUCUCUACUUUUUCCUCCCCUGGGUGUUGCAGUAAAUGUCCCCCCUCCUUUUUUUUUUUCCGUGUGUGUGAAGUGGAAGUGUUUAACCCCAUUGCUGCCAUGGAGGUCUCGAAUGUAGCAAUCUGCUCCAGCAGCUAGUGGUUAAAUUGAUUAACUCUUUUAUCGCCUGUUCAUCUGCUGAGUGUCUGCAGUUUCGUGUGUUUUUAGUUUGCUCAGCGAAGCCCAAAGCGAGCGGAAUCCGUGACUUUCACUUCAGUGACUGCAUGACUUCUUCAGCCCGCCAAAGACAUGCAUGCCCACAUGCUGUAAACACGCAGUCUGCAUGUUUUUGGGGUGACUCGCGGGGGGGCAGAUCCGGGGGUGCACUCUGCUUCUCGGCCCCUCCGCUCCAGAUGCGCCCAAUCAUUUCCUAGAUGUGAGUUGAUGACAAUCUCGGUAUCCCCCCCCCCCAGCCGUUUGGGGAAGAAGCCCCCCUGCGUCCACGCCGAGCGGCUCUUCGGAACCCCCUUGUGUUUAGUACACGUGGCGAUCGGUGUCCCGGUGAAAAGCUUUGCGUGCGUUUUGUGCGGCCGGUCAGCUCCCCGACCGCGGGGGGAUUAUCUGCUAAACCUGUACGGCCCCCGCUGUCUGCUUCUGAAAAACCUAAUAAAACUCUUUUCUCAAACGGA
Spea bombifrons (plains spadefoot toad) is the source of this 16312-nucleotide messenger RNA. RefSeq names its product ubiquitin protein ligase E3 component n-recognin 4 (gene UBR4). Lineage: Eukaryota; Metazoa; Chordata; Amphibia; Anura; Pelobatidae. Bases 1 to 15606 code for a protein of 5201 amino acids. The record is from RefSeq and is a predicted model, not a curated record. The transcript has 107 exons. Gene Ontology annotation, molecular function: zinc ion binding; protein binding.